CGAUUAUUUAAUCAUUGUACCCUCCUGACAACGGAGAUAUGUUUCAGCUUUCUCGAUACUCACGAUCCAAAUCCUUCUUCUCUCUAUCUCUAUCUUCUUUAUAAAAUGCUUUCUGUUCUAGUAUUUUUUUUUACCUUGUAGCCGAUCAGCUCGAUGAUCACUUUCUUCACUGACAUAGAAAUACCUGCACUCUUUCUUCACACACGCACGCACGCAUACUCUACAACAACUUCUCUCUCUCACACACACACACUUCAAAUACACAUGAUUUCUAACUCUCUCUAUAUAUCUGGCUCUCAUUAACUCAUAUGAUAGGAUCUGUGAUCAACAGAAAGGAAAAUCCACAAGUAAAAACAGACAAAGGUGGUGUAGAGACAGAGAUUUUGUAACAAAAGAAUACUUUGUUCUUAAAGUUAAAAGACGUAGUAGUACUACUACGUUACUAACCAGCAAUAUAAACAGUUCAUAUUCUCAGAAUCCCAAAAGAACACACAAAACCAAUUUGUGGAGAAGAAAACUAGCUCCUUUCUCAAGCAGUGUUCUCCUCAACUCUUGCUUUUAGGGUUAUCAGUAUCUUCAUUUGGGAAGACUUCAAAUCUAACUUCUCAUUCACGUUUUCAAGCUGAAUACAUACUUUUCUUCAAGCAUCUCCGUCGUCUAUGGAGAACAUAUUUCAAAUGAACAGCAACGCCAACAAUGAAACUCAUCUUCCACCUGGUUUUCGCUUUCACCCAACUGAUGAAGAACUCAUCACAUAUUACCUUAUUAAGAAAGUCUUGGACAGUAGUUUUACUGUAAAAGCUAUUGCUGAAGUAGACCUCAACAAGUGUGAACCUUGGGAUCUUCCUGGGAAAGCCAAGAUGGGAGAAAAAGAGUGGUACUUUUAUAGCUUGAGAGACAGAAAGUACCCGACGGGUCUGAGAACAAACAGGGCAACUGGAUCCGGGUACUGGAAAGCAACGGGAAAAGACAGAGAGAUUUAUAGCUCAAAAACAUCUGCUCUUGUUGGUAUGAAGAAAACUUUAGUGUUUUACAAAGGUAGAGCUCCAAAGGGUGGGAAAAGUAAUUGGGUCAUGCAUGAAUAUCGUCUUGAAGGCAAACUUGCUUACCAUUAUCUCUCUAGCAGCUCCAAGGAUGAAUGGGUAAUUUCAAGGGUGUUUUCAAAGAGUGGAGGAGGAACUACUCCUAGUACUACUGCUUCUAGUAUUAUUAGUACGAGUAGUUUUGGUACCAGUACUGGUGGUGGGGGAGGAAAGAAGAAGGGUCAUGGAAAUGGUGGUAGUGGUUCUGGUUGCAUCUAUUCAUCUGAAAGUAUUGGAUCUCCAAUAUCGUCAUCAACACUUCCGCCUUUACUUGAUUCAUCUCCAUACGUUCCACACACAGCUGACCGUGCAGAUAGUUGCUCGACUUAUGAAAAUGAAAAUGUUGCUGUUGCACGAGAGCAGCACGUGCCCUGUUUCUCCACUCUCACCAACGCUGGAAAUAAUAACAACUUAGUAAUGAUGAAUCAGAACCAUUCAUCGUCUUCUUCAGGAGGGUUUGGAUCAACAUCAUCUCCAUCGUUGAUGAUGAUGAUCAACCAAAGCAACAAUCAUCAGCAUCCUCAGGUAAUGGACCCACCAAUGCAGACGCAGCAGCAGUUAGGUUGGAGUGGAGAGUUAUCAGCAUUUCAAAGUCUGAGAUCAUUGCAGGAGAAACUUCAGAUGCCUUUCUUUUACUCUGCUUUAGCUCCUCCUCAUCAUGAUCAUCCUAUGUCAUCGUCUGACCCACCACAACAAUAUCAUCAGACGAAUGAGAUUAAUGGUGGGUGUAACUCAGCUCGUACCAGCUGGAUGUUCAAUGAUCAUGCAUCUGAUAAUCAACAUCAGAAAGUAGAGAAGAAUCGUAUGCAGGUUGGGAAUACUGAGUUUGAUUGCCUCUGGACUUACUAAAUGAAGCAAUCAGGACGGUCUCUUAAUUACUGUUUUAUUAGUUUUUAGUAUGGCUUAUCAGUUUAGCUGGUGGUUUAAUUAGUAUUGCUUUCUUAAUGAUGUCUGUGACUUUCCUUGGGAGUCUAUGAUUCUUGUGGUUGUAGAACUUAUGCGAACUUAAUUACCAUCUUGUAUCACUA
This is a messenger RNA of Papaver somniferum (opium poppy), 2110 nucleotides long. RefSeq names its product protein CUP-SHAPED COTYLEDON 2-like. Bases 660 to 1931 code for a protein of 423 amino acids. The record is from RefSeq and is a predicted model, not a curated record. The transcript is spliced from 4 exons. NCBI's taxonomy places the organism in Eukaryota, Viridiplantae, Streptophyta, Magnoliopsida, Ranunculales, Papaveraceae. Gene Ontology annotation, molecular function: DNA binding. Gene Ontology annotation, biological process: regulation of DNA-templated transcription.